UCCGCCUUUUUGACAAAGACGGAAGAUUUUCCUUUCCAUUUCUUUUUUUCGUAGUAAUGGCACCCAAAAAGCCUGCCGAGAAAUCCGCCAAACCCGGCGACAAGAAGCCAGAGAAGAAGCCAACGGCAACUUCUGCAGCUGGCUCGGCUUCAACUGCAAAACCUGCUGCUGCCAAGAAAGCUGCACCCGCCAAGAAGCCCGCUGCUGCCCCAGCUGGUGGUGUCAAGAAGCCUGUAGCCAAGAAAGCAGCGCCUGCCAAAAAGCUCGCCACCAAGCUCAAGCCAAAGGCUAAGGAUGCUAAGAAGAAGGCUGCCGCUGGCAAGAAGCCACAAUCACUCUUGGCUAAAUUGUCGGCGAAGGCUCGCGCCGCCGCUAAGGGCAAGAAGGUCGCCGCUAAGCCCGGUGCUAAAGUGCAAAAGGGUACAGCAAAGGCUAAGGCUGUUGCUUUAUUGAAGGCCAAGAAAGUGCAAACUAAGAUUGUGAAGGGUGCUUUUGGUACACGCACACGCAAGGUGCGCACCAACGUGCACUUCCGUCGGCCAAAGACUCUGGUGUUGCCACGCCGUCCUAAAUACCCAAGGAAGUCGGUGCCAACCAGAAAUCGCAUGGAUGCUUACAAUAUCAUCAAAUACCCAUUGACUACUGAAGCAGCCAUGAAGAAGAUUGAAGAUAAUAACACGUUAGUGUUCUUGACGCACUUGCGUGCUAACAAGAACCACGUACGUGCUGCUGUGCGUAAACUUUAUGACAUUAAGGUAGCCAAGGUCAAUAUUUUGGUGAGACCUGAUGGUCAAAAGAAGGCCUACGUUCGCUUGGCGCGCGACUACGAUGCACUGGAUAUAGCUAACAAGAUCGGCAUCAUAUAAACGUUGCGCGUUUUUCGUUUCUUUUACGUAUAGAAUUUUUCAAAGAAAAAUAGACAUUAAAAACCGGAUAAAAGUAAUUUUUAUCUAAAAUAAAAACAAAAAAAUAUAUAAUAUUCUAAAUUUGGCUUGAGCGCAGGUACACAACCAUCAUGAUUCAAUAAUUAAUUAAUAAUUAUUAUUGAACCAUGCACAAACAUGACAAUACGGAAUGUUACUAAUUCGACGCUUAACUGACGCUGACUGUUAGGGGGAAGAAAGUUUUUAUUUUUUAUUUUCAGGUUUUCAAGUGUAACUAUCUCAUGGUCGAGGCACAUAUGUUGGAAACUCGCUAUUUAAAGGUCUAUCUUUCCAACUUAUAGCCGAAUUAUGCUGAAGGAAAGACUUUCACCUAAACGGCCUUC
Rhagoletis zephyria (snowberry fruit fly) is the source of this 1267-nucleotide messenger RNA. It is a transcript of the gene RpL23A, whose product is annotated as ribosomal protein L23A. The record is from RefSeq and is a predicted model, not a curated record. Gene Ontology annotation, molecular function: rRNA binding; structural constituent of ribosome. Gene Ontology annotation, cellular component: ribosome. Lineage: Eukaryota; Metazoa; Arthropoda; Insecta; Diptera; Tephritidae. Gene Ontology annotation, biological process: translation.